This is a messenger RNA of Condylostylus longicornis, 790 nucleotides long. RefSeq lists its product as uncharacterized. The transcript has a single exon. The coding region runs from base 268 to 564 and encodes 98 amino acids. NCBI's taxonomy places the organism in Eukaryota, Metazoa, Arthropoda, Insecta, Diptera, Dolichopodidae. The record is from RefSeq and is a predicted model, not a curated record.
AUAAAUAUAAAAUUUAAAUAAAAAUAUAAAAUUAUAAAAAAAAAACGAAAAAAAAAAAAUUUAAAUAAAAUUGUAAUUGAAUAUAUUAUAUAACAAUAUCGUAAAAGUGUAUAACAGAUUAAUUAAAAUUGUGGCCAAUAGAAAAUUAAAAUUUAAAUAAUCAAUUAAAAAUUGAACUACAAAACAAAAACAAAUAAAAUAAUAAUUUUACGAUAUUAAUUUACGAUAUUAAAUAAUAAAAUCAAAAGCAAAAAUAUUAAAACAAAUAUGAAAUCUAUAAUAACAUUUUUUAUAACAAUAAUUAUUACAAUUAGCUAUUGUUUAGCAAUGCCACAACGUGAAGGUGCCGCAUAUACAAAUGAAGCAAUAAGACAAGCACAACAAACAUUUUUAAUACCAAAAGAUGCACAAAUACAACAAGUACAAGAAGGUAUCGAAUUGGGUGCAUAUGAACAAAUUCCCGGAAAUCAAAGAAUUAAUUUAUUUCAAAUAUUAGGUGAUCAAGUACCGGAAGAAGUUAUUAAUAAUUUACAAUCACAAAUUGAUCAAAUUGGAAGAAAUUAAAAUCAAAAUUUAAAAAAAAAUGUGAAAAAUUAAAAAAAAAAUUUUGAAUCCUUUUUUAUUAUUUUGUUUUUUUUUUAAUUUAAUUUUUUUUUUAUUUUGUUUUUAUUUUAAAAUGUAAGUUAAUUAAAAUAUACUGUAUAUAAUGUAAUUAUAUAAUGUAUAUAAAUGUAAAUUUUUUUUUUAUAUAAAAUUUAUGUAAAAAAAGAGAAGAGAAGAUUAAAGCAGA